CUAACAAAGAAAAUCCACCAACACCCCACCCUGACCCCCCUCCGCAAAUCACUCUACGUGCUGCUCCUCUCUGUGCCUCCAGGCCAAUGGACCACGUACGCUGCGCUGGCUCGACACCUAGGAUCCAGCGCUAGGGCCGUCGGAACGGCAAUGCGCUUGAACCCCUUUGCGCCGGACGUGCCGUGUCAUCGGGUCUUGAGCGUUGAUGGCGGGCUGGGUGGGUAUAUGGGGACGAGCCCGGCAAGGGGAAAGGGGGCAGGGUUCAAAGGGAAGGGAAAUUUGGAGAGGAAGAGAGCUAUGCUUGAGGGAGAGGGGGUGAAGUUUGAUGAGAGGGGGCGGGCGAUGGGGAAGGUUUUUGUUGAUUUUAAGUCGUAG
Messenger RNA from Aspergillus versicolor CBS 583.65, 375 nucleotides. RefSeq names its product MGMT family protein. Gene Ontology annotation, molecular function: methylated-DNA-[protein]-cysteine S-methyltransferase activity. The annotation marks the transcript as partial. The transcript has a single exon. The record is from RefSeq and is a predicted model, not a curated record. Gene Ontology annotation, biological process: DNA repair. NCBI's taxonomy places the organism in Eukaryota, Fungi, Ascomycota, Eurotiomycetes, Eurotiales, Aspergillaceae.